AAAGAACUAUUUUAAUUUUUUAAUAUCUAUAUUGACACUAAUUUCAUCCGGACUAACUCGCCGGAAUUGAAGAGUUGCAGCCCAAUCGUCGAGGAUGGCGGCGCCGUCAUCGUCCUCAGCAUCUUCAGUGAGAUCGUGGAGGACGGCGUUUCUUACUCUGAGAGAUGAAUCGAUCUCUUCUUCAACUUCAAUUUCCCAACUUCUUUACGACACCAUAUUCUCCCACUCCGACUGCUUAAUCGCCGCCGCGCACUACCUUCCUCCACCCGAAGUUUCAUCAGAUCUGCUGUUUCUCUUAGAAGUGGCUACUCCUGCUUCCGACUCCGUGCACGACGUUGCCCUUCUCUUCUCGGACAUCAUACAUCUGAUCCACGGUAUUUCUUAUCAAGUUGUUCUUGAAUUUAGUUCUUCCUCUUGGAACCUGCUUCUUCAAUAUUUUGGAGACGCGAUCCAAUGCAUACUUGGAAAGCUUCAUAUUCCAGGAAAUUAUGCUCAAAUAAGGACCGUCUCGGAAUCUUUGGAGAUUGUAAGCUACGUUGUCUGUUCACAACAGCGCAAAUUUUUACCAGCAGAAGAUAUCCAGCUCUCAAAGUUUUUGCUUUCUGUGAUUGCUGGCUCUCAAUCAGCAAUAUUUCCCUCGUCAAGUUCAAUCAUUAGACAUGGUUAUACCGCUGAAAUUGUGAAAAAUGUUACCAAAUGCAACAGUUUAUGGGAUGUUCAGGCUGUAGCCUUUGAUCUACUUAGUCAGGCCAUCACAAGUCUGGGGUCAUAUUUCCCAGUUGAUGUUUGGAAGUCAACAAUUCAGGUUAUUAGAAAAUUGAUGGAUUUCUUGGCAUCUAAUAGCCUACUCGUUGAAGACAAGGUGAUGUCCAGGUAUUAUCUAUCUCUUUUGAGAUGUCUUCAUUUGGUUAUAGCAGAACCCAAAUGCUCCCUUUCUGACCAUGUGUCAGCUUUUGUAGCAGCAUUGCGUAUGUUCUUUGCCUAUGGCUUUUCUAGUAGACCCCUACUUACUUGUUCAGUUGGUAAUCAAGGGAAAGAACCUAGUUUGACUAGUACCAAGGAAGAUCCAAAAAGGACAAAUCAUAGUGCAUAUAGGCCCCCACACUUGCGUAGAAGAGAAAAUUUAAAUAAGAAGCUGGGCAAUGUUCAAAAUUCUCCAAGUUCAACGGCUGGAGAGUCUUUUAACUGUGAUUUGAUAUCUUCAGAUUCCGAUCAUGACAGUGAUGGGCAAGUAAGAGAUACUGACAUCAUCCAGAAUGGCAAGGUUCGGGUUGCUGCAAUUAUUUGUAUACAGGAUCUUUGCCAAGUUGACCCCAAAGCAUUCACCAGUCAAUGGACACUUCUUUUGCCAACUCGAGACGUGCUGCUGCCAAGGAAAUUUGACGCAACUUUAAUGACGUGUCUGCUAUUUGAUCCUUCUCUGAAAGCUCAGAUUGCAUCUGCUGCAGCCCUGGUGGUUAUGUUGGAUAGGACUACCACCAUUUCCUUGCAGAUUGCAGAAUACAAAGAUCCAACUAAAUGUGGAUCCUUUAUGCCCCUUUCGAUUUCCCUUGGGCAGAUACUGAUGCAACUUCAUACAGGUGUUCUGUAUUUGAUCCAACGUUCAACUCAUGGUAGAUUGCUGACAACCUUGUUCAAGAUUCUUUUGCAUCUGAUAUCAUCUACUCCAUAUCCAAGGAUGCCUGAAGAGUUAUUGCCGAACAUAGUAAAAGCCUUGCAAGCAACAAUUGAAGAGGGCUUUCCAUUCAAAAGUGAUCAAACCGACCUGCUGGCUGCUGCUAUCAGUUGCUUAAAUGCAGCCGUAUCUGUUUCUCAGUCCUCUCCUCAUGUAAAAGAGAUGCUUUCCGAACAAAUAUCCACAGCUCAAAAGGGAAACAGUGUUCUUAUCACAUUACUUCAAUAUUCUGAGCAAUUAACCAACCCAACCAUAUGUAUAGAGGCUCUUCAGGCCUUAAAGGCUGUAUCACACAAUUACCCGCAUAUCAUGUUUGCUUUCUGGGAACAACUUUCCUCAGUUGUUUCCAACUUUCUACAUGAAGCUGCUCCUGAAGUUUCUACGGGGCAGUGGAGGGUGCAUUCGAGAAACAAUGUUGGAAUUAUUGGAGAGAAAGUUAUAACGGCGGCUGUCAAGGUUUUGGAUGAAUGUCUUCGGGCGAUAUCUGGGUUCAAAGGUACGGAGGAUCUUUUGGAUGAUAACCUACUUGAUUCUCCAUUUACUUCCGACUGCAUAAGAAUGAAGAAGGUUUCGUCAGCUCCAUCAUAUGAAUUCAAGAGUUCAAAUGAGACUGUUGACAGUCCAGAGGAGGAAUGCGCAGGAAUGAAGCAGUGGUGUGAAGUGAUUGAGAAGCAUUUACCUAGGAGUUUGUUGCAUACUUCUGCAAUGGUGAGAGCAGCAUCUAUUACAUGUUUUGCGGGUAUUACUUCCCCUGUUUUCUCCUCUCUCUCUAAGGAAAAAGAGGACUAUAUAUUGUCUUCAGUGGUGAAUGCUGCAGUGUAUGAUGAGGUGCCAUCAGUGAGAUCAGCUGCUUGUCGUGCCAUCGGUGUCAUAUCAUGUUUCCCUCAAGUUUCUCAAAGUGCAGAGAUUCUCGAUAAGUUCAUCCAUGCUGUUGAGAUCAACACUCGUGAUUCUUUGGUUUCGGUAAGAGGAACAGCCUCUUGGGCAUUGGCAAAUAUAUGCGAGUCAAUCCGUCGCUUUUUUGAUGAUUUUCCUUCAAGACAACCCACAGAUUCAAUAGAACGUUCUCAUACAUUAACACUAUUAAUCAAGUGCAGUUUGCGUCUAGCAAAUGAUGGAGACAAGAUUAAAUCAAAUGCUGUCAGAGCUCUGGGAAAUCUUUCAAGGUUGAUAAAGUUUUCGGAUUUAACAUCCCCCUGUGAGAAGCCUGUAAUUAAUUUGGGGUUAUAUCCAGCAGUUAAUAACUCAGAUCUCUUGUCGACAAGUAAUUCAAAUUUUCUCGAGAGGAUAGUUCAGGCAUUUAUUUCUGGGAUCACAACUGGAAAUGUGAAGGUCCAGUGGAAUGUUUGUCAUGCAUUAAGCAACUUAUUUUUAAAUGAAACAUUGAGACUGCAGGACAUGGACAGGGUCUCAUCACUUUUCAAUAUUCUUUUGCUACUACUGCGGGAUUCCCCUAAUUUUAAGGUGAGGAUACAAGCUGCUGCGGCUUUAUCUGUGCCAGCUUCAGUGUAUGGCUAUGGGAAGUCUUUUCCAGAUGUAGUCCAAGGUUUGGAGCACACAAUUGAGAAUCUAGAAUCAAAUCAUAUUCCAGCACCAAGUUUCAAGUAUAAGGUUGCACUUGAGAAGCAGUUGACUUCAACCAUGUUACAUGUUUUAAGUCUAGCUGCCGGCUCUGACUAUCAACCCCUCAAAGAUUUUCUGGUCAAAAAAGCAACAUUUCUUGAGGAGUGGUUCAAGGUACUUUGCUCAUCUCUUGGUGAGAGAAGUAACUGGCGUGAUGGUGAAGAUAAUUCCAUCAACAACCAGAAGAGAGAAAUGAUAUCGAAAGCUUUACGGUCACUGAUUGAAGUGUAUACGAGCAGCAGUUGUAGUGCAAUUUCUCAGAGAUUUGAGGACUUUGACAAAUGGAUUCACUAGAUACUUCACUGUCCUCGUUACAUUCUCAGUUCUAAAGAACUCAGCGGUUGCUGUAGCGUAGGCCUCCAGCCAGUUCUAUGAUUUCAUGUUUAUGAUCCAAUAAGAGGAAUGUUUGGCAUAGACCCUGAUAUGCCGUUCAAAGAAGUUAUACAAGGGAAAGUUUGACAGCAGGCUGAUGAGCCAUUGCCAGAUCUCGUUCUCGUCGAUCGAAAAUGGUAUAUAAAUUGGCCAGAGGUGGUAGUCUUCUGAGAAUCAUUGUUAUUUAGUUCAAAUUUGAAGAUUAUGCUGGUUAUGCAGAUUUGAGGAACUUUCCUUCUGGGUAAGCUGGAAGAGUAUUUGUUUUUCAUUUAUUUUCUUUCGGAUGUACAGUGUUCGUUUUUGUAGUGAGAAUUUAUUUCACUUGUAGAAGAUUAUGAUCAAUGAAUGAUGAAAUAUGCACGCGAGUUUAUUA
Messenger RNA from Cucurbita moschata (crookneck pumpkin), 4043 nucleotides. Its product is annotated as HEAT repeat-containing protein 6. NCBI's taxonomy places the organism in Eukaryota, Viridiplantae, Streptophyta, Magnoliopsida, Cucurbitales, Cucurbitaceae. The record is from RefSeq and is a predicted model, not a curated record. The transcript has 27 exons. The coding region runs from base 95 to 3592 and encodes 1165 amino acids.